Molecule: messenger RNA, 249 nt
Organism: Closterium sp. Naga37s-1
Lineage: Eukaryota; Viridiplantae; Streptophyta; Zygnematophyceae; Desmidiales; Closteriaceae
Source: the annotation of a GenBank genome assembly
AUGCGGAGUCGUCUUGGCGUCAUCAUUUUCGUUGUGAGGAGAAGCGAUGCUGAAAAGGAAGAGAUUGAAGAGGUUGAGGAGGAGGAGGAGGAGGAGGAGGAGGAGGAGGAGGAGGAGGAGGAGGAGGAGGAGGAGGAGGAGGAGGAGGAGGAGGAGGAGGAGGAGGAGGAGGAGGAGGAGGAGGAGGAGGAGGAGGAGGAGGAGGAGGAGUACAAAGAGGGGGAGGAGGGGGGAGAGGAGGAGAAGUAG